Molecule: messenger RNA, 2889 nt
Organism: Eimeria necatrix
Lineage: Eukaryota; Apicomplexa; Conoidasida; Eucoccidiorida; Eimeriidae
Product: membrane-attack complex / perforin domain-containing protein, putative
Exons: 13
Coding region: 1-2889 (962 amino acids)
Source: RefSeq, a predicted model, not a curated record
AUGAAGGGGACAGGAGACACUUGGCGGUCUGCUGGAGCAGCACAAGGAGCAGCAGCAGCAGCUGGAAGCACGCGAACUGCAGCAGCAAAGCCGCGCAGCAGCAGCAGCAGCAGCAGCAGCGACGGCAGCAGCAGCAGCAGCAGCAGCAGCAACGAGCUGGACGCCAACGCCUCCGGCGUGGACGUGCUGAACGCGCUUUUCUCUCGCGGCGGAGGAGAUGCAGCAGCAGCAGGAAGUGCAGCAGCAGCAAAAGAUGCAGCAGCAGCAAAAGAUGCAGCAGCAGCAAGAGAUGCAGCAGCAGCAGGAAGACGAGCAGCAGCUGGCGAAGGCGGAGCAGCAGCGGCCAGGAGGCGGAGGCAGGCGCCUGUGCAGCAGCAGCAGCAGCAGCAGCAGCAGCAGCAGCAGCAGCGGAAGAAGCAGGCUUUGCAGGGGUCGCAGCAGCGAAGAAGAAGGGCCUCGGGAUCGAAAGACGAUCCCAGGGGAGACGAUCCCAGGGGAGACGAUCCCAGGGGAGACGAUCCCUUUGUGGGGACAGUGCCUGUGGAGGGUUUUGGGUUUGCUGCAGUUGCGAAGAAGGAGAAGCAGCAGCACGGAGCAGCAGCAGCAGCAGCAGAGGAAGGUGCUGCAGCAGCAGCAGAGAAGAAGAAGAAGAAGAAGAAGGCCGCGAAGAAGGCUGCAGCAAAAGGGAUCAAAGCUGCUGCUGCUGCUGCUGCAGCAGACGACGCAGAUGAUGCAGCAGCAGCAGAAGACUCCCUCAGCAGCUUGGACGAUCUGCUGGCAGCAGCAGCAGCAGAAGAAGAGACACAAGACUUCGGAGACUCCGGAGACUCCAGCAGCAGCUUCGACUUCAAACUUGGCAGCAAAAACCGCGAAGUGGAGACACAAACCACCCAAUCCAACUCCUGGGAUAACGACAGCUUCCCAGGCACCCGGGACUGGAGCCCCGCGCUGCGGCAAAAAGACCCCAAGGAGACAGCAGCAGCAGCAAGAGAGUUGGCGCAGCGGCGAGAAGAAAGGAGACUGCGGGAAAUGGAACUGAGUCAGAAGAAAGCCUCCAUCCAGGACCUCUACAGCACCGUCAAAACCGUCUCCCCAGGACUCAGUAACCCCCACUUCAUGGGUUUAGGACUACCUGGGGUCUGUGUUCAACGCCAUGAAGGGCAACCCCUCGUUGCCCCGGUGCUUGUGGUAGAAUACUACCUCGGGGCUGGCUACGACGCAGUGAAGGGAAACCCUCUCGGCGACCCCAAUCUAAUGGGGGACCCCGGCCUUCGCUUUCCAAUUAUUCAGUUCAGCUUUCUGCAGGCGGCCGCGGGGGUUUCGCCGGACUUGAAGGAGUUGCAGCCUUUGGGGGCCUACAGCCGCCCCUUCGUGGCUUGCAAGCAGUCGGAGCGUUUGAGCGAAGUGGCGACGCUGGCGGACUAUUUGCAGGAGUUGGCGGCGGACGCGGCGGUGGCUGCGGGCGACUCGCUGGGCUUUAACGCGUUUUCGGCUUCUGCGGCUUACCGCGAACAAGCACGGAAAACCGUGCAGAAAAAGUCCCGCACUUUCAUACUCAAAACCUACUGCCUCCGCUACGAGGCCGGACUCGCUCAAAGCGACGACUUCAGCUGGAACUACACGCUGGCGUUCACGGAUGGAGUGGCGGCUUUGCCGGAGGUGUUCGACGGCAGCAGCGGCGAAGGCCAGGGCUGCAACGCAGCAGUCUGGCGGGAGAACAGCCACGACAGCAUUUGCGCAGACACCAACGUCAAGACCUGGAUGAACUUCAUUGACCAGUUCGGCACUCACUACAUCGUCAAACUCUUCGCAGGCGGGAAGCUGACGCAGCAAAUCACAAUGUCGAACUCGGACAUCGCGCAGCUGACGAGCUCCGGCACGAACGUGAAGAGCGCGUUGAAGGCGACUUUCGGGGUGGUGAGUGGCGGCGUUUCUUCGAAUGUUUCCAAAGAAGCGGAACAAAGAGAACAACUCAAACACUUCCAAUACGAAACCGAAACCCUUAUCGUCGGAGGCCGAGUCCCAAAAGACGUUUCCGACCCAGACUCCAUGGCCGAGUGGUCCGACACAGUUGAGGAACUCCCCAUGCCGGUCAAGAUCACCAUCCAGUCGCUUUCCUAUUUGCUGCCCCAAGAAAAAAAAGAAGCAUUUGAAAAGGCUUCGCGUUUUUACGCGGAGGCAGUUGGAAUGUCGAGGUCCGACCUCAGUGCCAUGGGGGGAAAAGUCGAGUCCAUUGGCGAAGUGCUGCGAAAAGCCACGCAAGUCACCUACGCCGGAGACCCUCCUGGCUAUGCUUUCUGCGCCCCCCACGAGCGGAUUUUGUUGGGUUUUGCACUUCAACUGAAUUUCCUCAGCGACACAGCCAUUGCGCAAGACGCAGAAAUCAAAGCCUGCCCUUCCGGCAGAGACAAAUGCGACGGAAUUGAAAAACCACCCAAAGAAGGCGAUGACACUCGCAUUUUCGCCCUUUGUGGCCCCGAGCCCGUCGCAGGACUUGAACAAGUCGUCGCCCAAGGCCCAGCAAAAGCAAUGGCUGUUUGCCCCCAAGGCUCUGUCAUUUUGAGCGGCUUCACUUUGUCGCUGGCAGGGGGCCGUGAGGGUCCCCUGAAAACAAUGUUCUUUCCUUGCAGAGCAGGGGUCCCCACAUGCAGCGUUUUGGCCACGCGAGGCAUCGAAAAGAACUUCGUGUGGAUUGCAUGCGUGGAAGAGAAAACGCCAGGCUUGCAGGACAUCGUAAAUGUGGCGGAGACAGUCACAGGGGUGGCUUCCAAAGUGGUCAAUAUGGACGGCACUGUUAAAGUCCUUUGCCCCGAGUCUCUUGGCGUCGCAUUUGAAAUGCCAAACUCUUCUUCAGACACAACUUCCCUGCAGCACAGGGAGAAGAAGUGA